This is a messenger RNA of Acanthoscelides obtectus, 484 nucleotides long. The record is from the annotation of a GenBank genome assembly. NCBI's taxonomy places the organism in Eukaryota, Metazoa, Arthropoda, Insecta, Coleoptera, Chrysomelidae.
GAAGGAGGACAGCAUGGACCAGAGGGUCAUUCGUGGACUACCCAGGGAGAUGUCAGUCAAUGACGUCAAAGAGGAUCUAGUGAGCCAAGGUAUCGCAGACGCCGAGGUUCAGCAGAUGACCUCAAGGACCACCAAGAAGCCACUUCCGCUCUUCCUCGUCAAGACGAAGAUGCCGGAAAAGCUUCUAGAGAUCCAGAGGCUGGCCAUGCUCACGGUCAGCUUCGAGAGAAAGAAAAAGUCUACCGAGCCCAGCCAAUGUUACCGCUGCCAGCGGUACGGGUACACACAGCGGAACUGCCGUCUCGCUGAACGGUGCGUGAAGUGUGGAGAGGACCACAGCAGCACCAGCUGCAGUCUGCCAGCGCCGCCAACAGGGCAACGAAAUGCCAAGUGUUGCCUUUGUGGAGAAGAUGACAUGUUUAACAGCAGUACAGAAUACGCUUUAUCAGCACAGCAUAUCGUGUGGCACUACCCCAUUGGUUAG